Arachis duranensis is the source of this 1459-nucleotide messenger RNA. Its product is annotated as scopoletin 8-hydroxylase. The transcript has 4 exons. The record is from RefSeq and is a predicted model, not a curated record. NCBI's taxonomy places the organism in Eukaryota, Viridiplantae, Streptophyta, Magnoliopsida, Fabales, Fabaceae. Bases 62 to 1147 code for a protein of 361 amino acids.
UUUGCAUUAGAGCAUAGCAAUUCACACUCCAUAUAAUACACAAAUUUCACUUAUACCCAUUAUGGCUCCAAAUUUCAACACUUCGGAUUCACUGUAUGAUUUUGUUGUCAAAAAUGGCAAUGGUGUAAAAGGCCUAAUAGACUCAGGUUUAUCAGAGGUGCCAGAAAGGUACAUACAACCGGAAGAAGAAAGAAUCAAGAAAGUAAAAACAAAAAGACAUGAUGUUUCACCAAUUGACCUAUCAAAACUUAGGGGUCCAGAUCACAAGAAAGUGUUGGAUGAAAUUGUUAGAGCAGCUGAGACACUUGGAUUUUUUCAAGUGGUGAAUCAUGGUAUCCCUUUGGAGUUGCUGGAAUCUCUCAAAGAUUCAGCUCACAGGUUCUUCAACUUGUCACCUGAGGAGAAAUCUCUAUUUUACCCUGGGGUGAGUCCAAGUACAAAAGUGAAAUAUGGAACAAGUUUUGCACCUGAGAAAGAAAAAGCAUUAGAAUGGAAAGAUUAUAUUAGUAUGGGAUAUACUGAUGAUCAUGACGCUCUCCAAUAUUGGCCUAAUGAAUGCAAGGAAGUUGCACUGGAUUAUUUAAAGUUAUCAAGCACGAUGGUAAGGGACAUAGUAGAAAUCUUGAUAGAGAACCUUGGAGUGAGAGUAGAAGAGUCAAGAAUUGAGGGUAUUAUUGGAAUGAAGAUGGUUAACAUGAACUAUUACCCAUUAUGCCCAAAUCCAGAUCUCACUGUUGGAGUAGGGCGCCACUCAGACAUGGGAACCAUCACUGUACUUCUCCAAGAUGGCAUUGGUGGUUUAUAUGUCAAACUUGAUGACCAUAAUAAUAAUCAUAAUGAUGUAGAGUGGCUUGAAGUUCCACCAAUUCCUGGUGCUCUAGUCAUCAACAUUGGAGAUACUAUUAAGAUUCUGAGCAAUGGAAAGUAUAAGAGUGCUGAACACAGAGUAAGGACAACAAGCACUGAAUCAAGGGUAUCAAUUCCAGUGUUUAUUUUUCCCAAACCUACCGAGAAGAUUGGGCCAUUGGAAGAGCUUGUGAAGAAAGAAGGGGUGGCUCGUUAUAGGGAAGUUAUGUUCCAAGAUUACAUGAACAACUUCUUUGCCAAUGCUCAUCAUGGAAAGAAGUCCCUUGAGUUUGCAAAAUGAACUUAAGUUUAUAAAUAUGAUUCAUUUAAAUUCUCGAUUUUUUUUAAAUAACUAUUUUGAUCUAUGAAAUUGCACUUUAUCUAUUAUUUUACAUCGGCUAUGUCAAGUGUUACUUGUCAUAAUCUAUUAGCAAAAUGUUAAUCACAAUAUUAAAUGAGAGAUAAAGAGCAAUUUCAAAGAUCAAUAUGGUCAUUUUGGAUUUUCGAGAACUAAAAUGAAAUUAUGUCCACAAAGUUGUGAAAGAAAAUAAACUUCUACUUGAAUCUUUUUAUUUCACAUUAAUAAUUUCUAGGAAGUGGAUAUUAAUUAUUA